Moneuplotes crassus is the source of this 823-nucleotide messenger RNA. The record is from the annotation of a GenBank genome assembly. Lineage: Eukaryota; Ciliophora; Spirotrichea; Euplotida; Euplotidae.
ACAUAGCAUUUAAGUUAUUUAACAAAAGAAAUUAUAUAUAAAGGACAAUGAGUUUUAGAACUAAACCAGAACUUCCUUUAGGGAAAGAACAACCAAUGGUCAUGAGUGAGUGUAUGCAAGGAGAUUACUGUUGAAAGCUGGAAUGUGAUAAUAUUUUUGAAGAAAUGGUACCUUGAGAAAUAAGACAAAAUUGGAGUUCGUUUAGAAUUUUCGAUUCUGAUUUUAUUAAGAAAAUUUGAACUCAGAACGCUCAAGAGGAUCAUAUCUUAACCGGUGAGUUAAUUGAAAUCAAAGAUGAGAUACGCAAAAUGCCUUAUCUUAAAACAUCAAAGAAUUUAACUAAGUCCGAAAAUUUAGAUCAAAUAGCAGAAAACAUCAACCAACUUAGUACUUCUUACUUGAAAAAGAGUCAGCAAAAGAAACUUAUCCAAAAGCUUCCAAUAUUACAAAAUGACGCCAACAAUUAGAAAAGCCAAUGAAUUCAAGGCCCAAGUUUAGACCUGACGCUGAAAUGAAGAAAGCACUUAGAUCUGUUAAAAAAUUCAUCAAGAGAUUAUUCAAGUCCAUGAAUUCAGAAAUAAUUCAGAGAAGAUAUAUAAACUGUAGUACCUCGCAGAUCUUUGUAUCAAUGAGGCAUACAUUGCUGAAUGUCAUCCCUGAAGAACUUCUUGCUAUCAAAUUAAACAUUUGUCCAGCUUAAGAUAACAAUUUUUAAUAUAAGGUGAGAAGAUGAUAUUCCUUUUUCUUAGGUAUUUAAAAAUAAUUAAUAAACAUAUAAGAGAACGACUGAACCACUAAUUUCAGAGCCCAAACUCUUGCUUUU